Molecule: messenger RNA, 2622 nt
Organism: Schistosoma curassoni
Lineage: Eukaryota; Metazoa; Platyhelminthes; Trematoda; Strigeidida; Schistosomatidae
Source: the annotation of a GenBank genome assembly
AUGCUUACCUCUUCUAUAAUGAUUGAAAAUAUUCCAUUAAUGCCAAAGGCACCACAAAUUGUUAUAGAGAUUCCAGAAAAUACAUCAGAAGAAUUAAACUAUGAAGAUUUAUUUAUUAAAUCAAAUCAUCAUCAUUGGACAUCGGGUACAUCAAGUCCAGGAUCAUGUUUUCAAAAUUUAUUAGCACCUUAUUACGGAUCAAUAAAUCAACAACAAUAUCAUUUAUCAAUAAGUGAAAAUUCAUCAAGUUAUGGAAAUCUUAAAGAGGAUUAUCAUUUAGAUAAACAAAAUUUAAUGAAUCCACAAUUAUAUAUAAGUAGAACACCACCGCCAACAUUAUCAUUACAUUAUUUAAAUCAAACUAGAAAUUCAUAUUGUUGUAUUGCAAAUCAGAAUACAACAAAAUUUUUUACAUCAUCUGAACAUGACAAAAUUAGUGAUUUUCAACGUUCUAGUUCCACUUCAUUAACUUCGAAUUAUAAUAUGAAUAAAUCAUUAUACUUAGAUAAUUAUACAGAGAAUUAUACUUGUCAACCACAACAACAACAACACCACCGCCACCACUACAAUCACCACCACCACCAACAACAACAACAACAGUACCUUCAAUCAGAAAGAUUUCCACAUGUACAUAGAUCCUAUACAACAAAAUCUAUGAAAACAAAUUUCAAUAAUCCAUCCAAUCGUUCAUUAAGUCCAUAUCCACAAACUAUUAAUUUAUCUAAACAAUGUAUACCAUGUAUAUCUACUCAAAGUCAAUAUAGUGAUUUAGAUUUAUUGAAUUAUCAUUAUAAUAUAAAUCAUUCUGAUAAUAUUUUAUUAUCUAAAACUAUGUUCACUAAAAUGAAUAAACAAAAAUUAAUACGUAGAGCAUCUACACCAUUAUCUUAUCAAAGUUUAAUGACAUCAUCACAGAUAUUAUGUAAUUCUUCAAUGACUACAAAUACCUCAUAUAAUACUACUACUAAUAAUAAUAUUAGUAGUGGUGGUAAUAAUCGAUCGAAUUUGAUUAAUCAUUAUCCAUAUAAUCGAUCAAUAAUUCGACACCCAUCAUCAUCUAUCAUACAACGUUCUAAUUCUUUACCAGAAUUAUCAACCAUCAUAAAAUAUCAUGAAUAUAAUAAAAUGAAUCCAUCUAUAAAAUCUUAUUCAAAAAUAAUAAAAAAUGAACAAAAUCAAGAUAAUUGGUAUCAUAAAUAUAAAUCGAAUAGAAUAUCAUCGAUACAAUCUAAUCAUCAUUUAUUCUAUCCAAUUGAGUUACCAUGUCAACAAACAAUGUAUUUAUCUACUAUGAGAAAUCAUCGUCGACAUACAGAAGAUUGUAGUCAUCAAAUAAAAAAUAAAUCAUCAUCAUUAUUAUUAGUACAAUUAAAUCGUCGAUCAAAUUCUGUAUGUUCACAAAAUCAUUGUCAUUCUAAUAUAAAUAAUCAUAAUCAUAAUACUACUCUUACUACUCAUGGAAAUAUUGUUAGUAGUAUGCGUAGUGUCAAUUUUAUUAGUAAUAUUCAUCAUCAUCAUAAUAAUAAUAAUAAUAAUAAUAAUAAUAAUCUAGAUCAUUCUAAUCGAAUGAUAAAUGAUUAUAAUCAUUAUAUACAACCAUCUAUAUCACUAACGGAUAAUACAAAUUUAGAUAAUACUACUAAUUCAUUAGAUAUAAGUAGUAAAUCAAUAUAUAAACAAAAUAAUGAAAUCAUCAAUGAUAAUCAUCAUAUUGUUAAUUCUAAAGAUUUAGAAUUGAAUAAAAUGGAUUCUAAUCAAAAUAUCAUUGAAUUACAUGUGAAAAAAGGUGAUUCAUUUACCCAUUGUCUAUGUUCAUUAAUUGUUCUAUUAGUAUGUAUGCAAUUAGUUGUUGGGAUUGUAUCUACAGGACUUGGAUUAUUUUUAACAUGGAAAGUACCAGAAUUAGAUCCUAUGGAAUGUGCUUAUUUAUCUGGUAUACCACUUAUUAUCUCUGGUUUGGUUGGAACGUGUAUUUGUUUUCAGCAUAGAAUUCCUUCAAUAUCACCACAACUAAUGAAUAUUAUUCAAAUUAUAUCCGGUUUAUUAUCAUUAAGUUGUUUUAUAAUAUGUCUUACAACAAGUAUAUAUACUGGAAAAAAAGGUAGUUUAAUUGCAUCUUAUGAUAAUACAUGUAAAAUAAUAUCAAUAGAACAAUUAUUAGAACAAAGACAACAACAACAACAACAACACCACACCCAACAACAACAACAAUAUCACCACCACCCCCAACAACAACAAAUUACAUUCAAUACAAAAAUAAUCAAUAAUUCAAUUAGUAAUAAUAAACCAUUUUUAAAACCAUGUUGUAUAGAACUCAAUAAAAAUAUCUGUGAAUGUUAUAUUAAUUAUAAUAAACGUAUAGAAUAUUAUCAUUAUAUAUCAUGUCAUUUAUUAUUUUCCUCAAUUAAAGAUUAUAUAAUAUUACAAUCAGCAUUAAUGUGUAUUGGUUCUGGGGUAUCAUUAUGGUUAUGGUUAUUAUUUAUAGAAAAUAAAUUAAAAUAUUAUAUGAAUAAAAAAUAUACAAGAAUAAGUUUUUCAUCAACACAUAGUUCAAUCCCUGAAAUAUUCAUUGAACAAUAUGAUGAAAAAACAAGUAGUAUAGAUAUAAAUGAAAUAGAAUGA